Molecule: messenger RNA, 1942 nt
Organism: Suricata suricatta (meerkat)
Lineage: Eukaryota; Metazoa; Chordata; Mammalia; Carnivora; Herpestidae
Product: zinc finger protein 345-like
Exons: 1
Biological process (GO): negative regulation of transcription by RNA polymerase II
Molecular function (GO): DNA-binding transcription repressor activity, RNA polymerase II-specific
Source: RefSeq, a predicted model, not a curated record
CAUACUGGAGAGAAGCCUUACCAAUGCAAAGAAUGUGGCAAAUCCUUUACUUCCCAUUCAAUCCUUAAGAAACAUCACAGAAUCCAUACUGGAGAGAAGCCUUACCAAUGCAAAGAAUGCGGCAAAUCCUUCACUCACCACGCAAGCCUUUUCCAACAUCUCCGAAUCCAUACUGGAGAGAAGCCUUACCAAUGCAAAGAAUGUGGCAAAUCCUUUACUUGCCAUGCAAGCCUUAUCCAACAUCUCCCAAUCCAUACUGGAAAGAAACCUUACGAAUGCAAAGAAUGUGGCAAAUCCUUUCCUCACCACUCAACCCUUAUCCAACAUCUCCGAAUCCAUACUGGAAAGAAACCUUACCAAUGUAAGGAAUGUGGCAAGUCCUUUACUCAGCAGUCACACCUCAGUGCACAUCACCGAAUCCAUACUGGAGAGAAGCCUUACCAAUGCAAAGAAUGUGGCAAGGUCUUUACUUACCACUCAAUCCUUACCAAACAUCACCGAAUCCAUACUGGAGAGAAGCCUUACCAAUGCAAAGAAUGUGGCAAGGCCUUUACUUACCACUCAAACCUUACCACACAUCACCGAAUCCAUACUGGAGAGAAGCCUUACCAAUGCAAAGAAUGUGGCAAAUUUUUUACUCAACACAUAACCCUUACCAAACAUCACAGAAUCCAUACUGGAGAGAAGCCUUACCAAUGUAAAGAAUGUGGCAAAUCCUUUACUUGCCAUGCAAGCCUUAUCCAACAUCUCCCAAUCCAUACUGGAAAGAAACCUUACCAAUGUAAAGAAUGUGGCAAGUCCUUUACUCGCCAGUCAUGCCUUAACAAACAUCACAAAAUCCAUACUGGAGAGAAGCCUUACCAACAUAAAGAAUGUGGAAAGGCCUUUAACUGGUCCUCUGACCUUAAUAAACAUUGCUGAAUCCAUACUGGAGAGAAACCGUACCAAUUCAACGAAUAUGGCAAGUUCUUUACCCAGUCCUCACAAUUUCAUGAACAUCACCAAAUCCAUACUGGAGAGAAACCUUACCAAUGUAAAGAAUGUGGCAAAUUCUUACUCACCACUCAAGCCUUACCAAACAUCACCGAAUUCAUACUAGAGAGAAACCCUACCAAUGUAACGAAUGUGGCAAGAUCUUUACCAAGCACGCACACUGUAUUGGACAUAAAAGAAUUCAUUCUGGAGAGAAAUGUUAGUAAUGUGAUUAACGUGCCAAAGCCUUUAUCCAACACUCGCCUUAUUCAAUAUCACAGAAUUCAUACUAGAUCGAAACGCUACAAAUGUUAGAAUAUGGCUAGAUCUUUAAGUGACCUUUACACUUUACUUGACGUCACAGAAUUCAUACUAGAUGAAAACCUUCCCAAUGUAACACAUGCAGUAAGGUCUUUAAUCACUUUUCAAAUUUUACUCAGUAUCACAGAAUUCAUCCUGGAGCAACUCUUCCAAAUUUGAAGAAUGUGAGAAAGGUUUUGUGGACUGUUCACCCCUUGCUUCACAUUGGAAACUUGAUCCUGGAGAAUAAUCAUUGAAUACGACAGCAUGUGGCAAGACUUCUAAGAACUGCUACAGCCUGACUCCUGAUCAGAGAAGGGAUUCUAGGGAAGAUGUUGCAAAGAUGCAGAAUUUGGAGAGCAUGUUAAUUAGAGCUGAAGCUUCAUUCUACACCACAGAAUUCAUCCUGGAGAAAAAACGUAAAAUGUAAAGAAUGUAGUUAAAUCUGUAUGACUGCUCAACCCUACUCAGGAUCGCAGACUUUAUCCUGAGGAGAAACAUUACAAAGUAAACAAUGUGUCCCGCCUAUAGCUGGAACUCACAACUUGCUCAAUUCCAUAGCUAUCUUAGAGCAUAGAAAGAGAGAAAGAGAAGAGAGAAUUGCAGUGCUUACAAGUGGAGUUUGAUCCUUCAUCAAUACUUGAAAAAACACAUGAGAUUUAAAUCCUAC